GAACCGGCGAUAACCAACAUCGACUUCCUUAUAAGGAGAAGUAAAGAAUCUGUCAACCGGCGAUUAGACAGGUCGGUCGUUGUAAACUUACAUUUAUUACCUUGUUUUUGGUGUAUUUGAUGUUUACAGAUUAGCGACUGGAUCUCGAGCUUUGUUUACGUGAGUGCGUCAGCGCGUGAGCGGCAGUCACGCUGGACGUCAGCUGGAUUAUGAACGGUGAAAGAUCCAGAUUGGACUCCCCUGUGUACGGGUGAUGGCAGCACGUCUACAGUCAUAUGAUAGCAACUCUAGUGACACCGAAAACUGGGAACGAAAAACAACAAGCCGACCUCGCAAACUCUGCAAGCAUUCGAGCAGCAGUCAGGCCCGUGCAUCUCGAGUGGAGUCAGACCAAGGGAAGAUGAGCCUGCAUAGUGCCAGCGGGGGCUGCGACCGCUCACGUGACCGCCGCCGCUCCAGCGAUCGCUCCCGGGACUCUUCACAUGAGAGGGAAGGCCAGCUUACGCCCUGCAUUCGCAACGUGACCUCACCCACCCGACAACACAACAGUGAGCGUGAACGGGAUGGUGGCCCAUCGUCCCGGCCCAGCAGCCCUCGGCCUCAGAGAGUCUCUCCCAGCGGCUCCAGCAGCAGCGGGGUAGUCAGCAGUCGUAACAGCAGCCUGUCCAGCACUGAUGGCACCUUCAAAAGCUUGGGAGUCGGAGAAAUGGUUUUUGUCUAUGAGAAUCCCAAGGAGGGAGGAGGGAGUGCCAGUGUGGGAACCCGAAGCAUCAGGACCUCAGAAAGGGUCACUCUGAUUGUGGACAACACGCGCUUUGUGGUAGACCCUUCAAUCUUCACUGCACAACCCAAUACCAUGUUGGGCAGAAUGUUUGGAUCGGGAAGGGAGCACAACUUCACACGGCCCAAUGAGAAGGGGGAGUACGAAGUGGCUGAGGGCAUCAGCUCUACAGUUUUCCGAGCCAUCCUGGAUUACUACAAAUCUGGGAUAAUCCGUUGCCCUGAUGGAAUCUCAAUCCCAGAGCUCCGGGAGGCGUGUGACUAUCUGUGCAUCUCUUUUGACUACAGCACCAUCAAGUGCAGAGACCUGAGUGCCCUGAUGCAUGAGUUGUCAAAUGAUGGAGCACGGCGACAAUUUGAGUUUUACCUGGAGGAGAUGGUUCUUCCUCUGAUGGUGGCCAGCGCCCAGAGCGGAGAGAGGGAGUGUCACAUUGUAGUACUUACUGAUGAUGACGUGGUGGACUGGGACGAAGAAUAUCCACCACAAAUGGGGGAGGAGUAUUCACAAAUCAUAUACAGCACAAAACUCUACAGAUUUUUCAAGUAUAUUGAGAACCGAGAUGUUGCCAAAUCUGUUUUGAAGGAGAGAGGAUUGAAGAAAAUAAGACUGGGCAUUGAAGGCUACCCCACAUAUAAAGAGAAAGUCAAGAAACGUCCAGGAGGGCGUCCAGAAGUUAUUUACAACUAUGUCCAGAGGCCCUUCAUCCGCAUGUCCUGGGAAAAGGAAGAGGGCAAGAGUCGCCAUGUGGACUUCCAGUGCGUCAAGUCCAAGUCCAUUACUAACCUGGCAGCAGCCGCAGCGGACAUCCCCCAGGACCAGCUGGUGGUGAUGCACCCUGGCCCCCAAGUGGACGAACUUGACAUCCUGCCUAACCACCCACCCAGUGGGAAUCACUACAGCAACAACUAUAACAACGAGCCUGACCCUGACGCACCCUCGCCUGCUCUCUGAGGACAGACUAGUCCUCUUUCAAUGCCUCUGCCCCUCCUCUUUCUCCUCUAGUCCCUACUCCCAGCAUGCUGCAGCAUGGAGCGCCAGGGGCACCAUAACCAUAUUGCCUUGACACCUCCUUUGCAGCCUUAGAGCCUCAAGAACCUGGUUGACUGUAGAAGAGAAAAAAUAAGAAUACAAGAGGGAUAUAAGACUUGUGAAAGGCAGAGUUCUCUCUUAUUUUCAUUUUGUUUUUUACUUGACCAAAGGAAUUUAUUUUUCUGUUUGAAAUAAAUUCAGUAAAAUACUUAUUAACAUUAUUAUUGUUAUUUACAACUUACAAUGGUUAUCAUUACCUUAUUUUGAUCAGUCUGGCUGUGCACUCUUUUGUGGGUUUACUGUCUUUGCUCUCUGAUUUUAUUUCACUCGUUGAGAAUUACAAAUUGAUGGCCUAACUAGUGAAUGUGCUUUGGGGAACAGCACAAGACUGGCAGUGGAGAAAAUAUGACUAUUCUGGCCAUUGAGGAAAUCUAUUGCUAUCACCACUCAGUGUCAUGAUCUCCAGUUGAACUCCCCUCAGAUGUCGUUUGAAUCUAGUAAUGGGGAAGGUAGUCAUUGGCUGGAUCUGAUAUGUGAUGUUAUGCUCCUCUUACAGCCAACAUACUCAGCAGAACACAGGCUGUUGUGGUCAGAAUCUUUUUGUGCAAUGCUUGAAAUCAUUGUUUAAAAAGAAAAGUUGAAAUCAUAAAAUAAAGACAUUAAAACCAUG
Molecule: messenger RNA, 2480 nt
Organism: Myripristis murdjan (pinecone soldierfish)
Lineage: Eukaryota; Metazoa; Chordata; Actinopteri; Holocentriformes; Holocentridae
Gene: btbd10b
Product: BTB (POZ) domain containing 10b
Exons: 9
Coding region: 254-1732 (492 amino acids)
Biological process (GO): positive regulation of phosphorylation
Cellular component (GO): cytoplasm
Molecular function (GO): protein binding
Source: RefSeq, a predicted model, not a curated record